UGGUCCGAGCGCAAGCUCUCCGCAAAGCUUAUAAACAAUACCUCACCCAAGCUUUGCGCCGACUCGACCUAGAACCACCGAGAUUCUUGACCUCAACUUUGGACUACCAGCCAUGGCGGAUCCCAAGGACACCGAGAUCGAACAAGUCACCGCCGGACACCAUGAGCGCCGCAGCUCUUUGUUUGAUGACGAACAAAGGCGCAAGGAAAGCAUCAGCAGAUUGACAGCCAACGUCGAGGGAGAAAUCCGCAAUCCUCUCACUGGUGUGCCCAAGGCUGAGCUUCUCUCUGAUGUCUCUAUUUUUGCCAAAGAGCAUCAGUUGGAGGACAUCGAGCCGCUUCUUAUUAAGGGCGCGUUAGUCGCACAGUCACCAGCAUUGUUCGAAGAGAUCGAAGGACUUGACGAGGAUGAACGUAUUGCGCUCCGUGAGGAGGUUACGCACCGCUUCAAGCUACCCAAGAUCCUCUACUACACCAUUAUCCUCAACUCCAUCGCUGCAGCCAUUCAGGGGUGGGAUCAGACCGGAUCGAACGGAGCCAACUUGACUUUUGCACAGUCAUUCGGCAUCCCAGAUACGGGCCCUGAAUGCACCGCAGACGGUAGUUGCGAGAGCAACUCGUGGACCAUUGGUUUCGUCAACUCCUCUCCUUACAUUGCCAUCGCCCUUUUCACUGCCUGGCUCUCGGACCCCGUCAACGAUUUCCUCGGUCGUCGCGGAACGAUUUUCGUUGCUGCUGUCUUUUCGCUGCUCGCUCCUAUCGGAUCUGCAUUGACUCAGAAAUGGGGUCAGCUCGUGGCCUGUCGUAUUAUGCUUGGUAUCGGAAUGGGACUGAAGGAAGUGACUGUCCCAGUGUUCUCAGCUGAGGUUGUGCCAGCUCCCGUCCGCGGUGGACUGGUGAUGUCCUGGCAGAUCUGGACUGCGUUCGGCAUCUUCCUCGGUUGCGUCGCCAACCUUUGCGUCAUGAACACCGGUUCAAUCUCGUGGCGACUGCAGCUGGGUUCAGCAUUCAUCCCGGCUGUGCCUCUCGUUCUGGGUAUCUACUUCGUUCCGGAGUCGCCCCGCUGGCUUAUGAAGAAGGGUCGAUACGCUCAGGCGUACCAUUCGUUCUUGCGUCUUCGAAACACUCCUAUCCAGGCUGCUCGCGAUCUCUACUACACACAUUCUUUGCUCGCUCAAGAAGAGGUUCUUAUCCGCGAAGCUGGUCUCAACCCGAAGAGCAACUUCUUCAAGCGCUUCGUGGAGCUCUUCACACUUCCUAGAGUGCGACGUGCCACUCAGGCAUCCGGUAUCGUCAUGAUCGGCCAACAGAUGUGCGGAAUCAACAUCAUCGCUUUCUACUCGUCCACUAUCUUCAAGGAGGGUGGUGCGACUGAAAAGGAAGCUUUGCUCGCCUCGUUCGGAUUCGGACUCGUCAACUUCCUGUUCGCUUGGCCGGCUGUCUGGACCAUCGAUACCUUCGGCCGUCGCGGACUGUUGCUGUUCACCUUCCCGAACAUGUUCUGGACAUUACUGGCGGCCGGUAUGUGCUACUACAUCCCCAGGGAGGACUCGGCACAUCUCGGACUGAUCGCGUUCUUUGUGUACCUCUUCUGUGCCUUCUACUCGCCAGGAGAAGGCCCUGUUCCGUUCACGUACUCCGCCGAAGUCUUUCCGCUAUCGCAUCGUGAGGUCGGUAUGUCGUGGGCGGUGGCUACGAACAACUUCUGGGGUGCAGUGUUAUCGCUUACGCUUCCGCGUAUGCUGAGGGUCAUGAGGCCGCAGGGAGUGUUUGGCUUCUACGCCGGCUUGAACAUUGUCGCUUUGAUCAUGAUUUUCCUUUGGAUGCCAGAGACAAAGCAGCGAACGCUCGAGGAGCUCGACUACAUCUUCGCCGUACCCACACGCACUCACAUGAAGUACCAGGCUGGCAAGAACCUGCCUUGGUGGUUUAAGACCUAUGUCCUCCGCCGAAAGGGUCUCGCAAAGCCGCAACUGUACAAGCUUGGCGAUAUAUCUCAAGCCCCGAGCGUUACGGCGCAGAUGAAGUACGCUUGGAACACUGGCGUCCUGCGCAAGAAGGGUGUGGCGAAGCCAGAGGCGCGGGACAAGCCUGUUGCUCCUCCGAGCGAGGCCUUUGCUGAGAAGCAGGUCUAGACGGUUUCUCCAGUUCGUCCAAGCUGCACUUCACUGCAACGUACAUUGGAACUCUGCCGUACAAGAUUGUGCCCUGGUACCUGCAGGCGUACGGAAUUCGUCGCCUUCAGUCCGGAUUGGAAGUUGAUCGAUGCCACGUUCCGAAGCCUCAUAGGCACAUGUUUGAU
Macroventuria anomochaeta is the source of this 2301-nucleotide messenger RNA. RefSeq lists its product as uncharacterized. The transcript has 9 exons. NCBI's taxonomy places the organism in Eukaryota, Fungi, Ascomycota, Dothideomycetes, Pleosporales, Didymellaceae. Gene Ontology annotation, molecular function: myo-inositol:proton symporter activity. The record is from RefSeq and is a predicted model, not a curated record. Bases 113 to 2134 code for a protein of 673 amino acids. Gene Ontology annotation, cellular component: membrane. Gene Ontology annotation, biological process: transmembrane transport.